GCGGAGCGAGCCAGAAGGGAGCAUGGUCCCCGCGCCGCGGCCGCGCCAGCCUCCGCGCCGCCGCCGCCGCCGUCCCCGCCGCCGCGGACCCAGCUGCAGUUCCAGCCCCGGCCCCGGCCCCGCAGCGCCCGCCAGCAGCUCCGGCGGCCGCAGAUCCUGAACGCAGCCCCCGCCCGGAGCCCGAGCCCAGAGCCCGGAGCUAGCCCGGCCCCGCGGCCGCCGCGGCUGCGGGGAGAGGGCGGGGGCGAUGCUGCCGGAGCCGCCGCCGCCUCGGUGAGAGCCGCGCCGCGCCGCGCGUAGCCGCGCAGGCUGACAGGCGGAAGGACUGACUUCCCUCGCCGGGCAUCCUCCCCGGGCUGCCGGGAGGCGGCGGCGGCGGAGGAGGAGGAGGAGGAGAAGGGGGAGAAAGGAAGAGCAGGAACGCGAGGAGGUGGACCUGGAUCCGUUUCUCCCGGCCAGGACCCCAGCGGCCCCAGCUCCCGCUCCCCGCCGGCGCCGUCUGCUAUCCACCAGCCCUCCUGCGCCCACCCGCGAUCCCGGGCUCUCGACGCGUUGGGCCGGGGCCGGAGCCGCGCGGCAGGAGACCACCUGGCCUCCUGGGGAUGCCCACGCUGCGCUAAGUGCUGGUGGCCACCGAGGGUCUUGCAUCCUGGGGACGAAUCCCGAGCUUGCCAGGGACGUGCGGCGCAAGGUCCGGCCUCUGCUCACCCGUGAGGAGCCACCACGGCCCACCGAGAUGUCGCGGCACCACAGCCGCUUCGAAAGAGAUUACCGGGUGGGCUGGGACCGCCGAGAGUGGAGUGCCAACGGGACGCAUGGGACCACCAGCAUCUGCAGUGCCACCGCCGGGGCUGGUGGCGGCACAGCCAGCAGCCUCAGCGCCCGGCCCGGCCUCCUGCCGCUGCCAGUGGUGCCCUCCCGGCUGCCCACGCCCGCCACGGCCCCCGCUCCCUGCACCACCGGCAGCGGGGAGGCCAUCACCAGCCUCGUGGCCAGCUCUGCCUCCGCCGUCACCACCAAGGCUCCCGGCAUCUCCAAAGCGGACAGUCAGUCCCAGGGACUCACGACCAGCAUCCGGUGGGGGCAGACGCCCAUCAAUCAGUCCACACCCUGGGACACUGAUGAGCCACCCUCCAAACAGAUGAGGGAGAGCGACAACCCAGGCACAGGGCCAUGGGUGACCACGGUGGCCGCCGGGAGCCAGCCCGCCCUGAUCGCACACUCCUAUGGAGUAGCCCAGCCUCCCACCUUCAGCCCGGCCGUGAACGUCCAGGCCCCGGUCAUUGGGGUGACCCCCUCACUGCCUCCACACGUGGGGCCCCAGCUCCCGCUGAUGCCAGCCCACUACUCGCUCCCACAGCCGCCCUCUCAGCCACUGAGCAGCGUGGUGGUCAACAUGCCUGCCCAGGCCCUGUAUGCCAGCCCUCAGCCCCUGGCCGUUUCCACUCUGCCUGGCGUGGGACAGGUGGCCCGCCCAGGACCCACCACAGUGGGCAACGGUCAUAUGGCAGGGCCCCUGCUGCCGCCACCGCCGCCAGCCCAGCCAUCUGCCACUCUCCCCAGCGGUGCCCCUGCCACCAAUGGCCCCCCCGCGACCGACUCAGCCCACGGGCUGCAGAUGCUGCGGACCAUUGGUGUGGGGAAGUAUGAGUUCACCGACCCUGGGCACCCCAAAGAAAUGUUGAAGGAGUUGAACCAGCAGCGCAGAGCGAAAGCCUUUACAGACCUGAAAAUUGUUGUUGAAGGCAGAGAGUUUGAAGUCCACCAAAAUGUUCUAGCUUCCUGCAGCUUGUAUUUCAAGGACCUGAUUCAAAGGUCGGUGCAAGACGGCAGCCAGAGCGGCCGGGAGAAGCUGGAGCUGGUCCUGUCCAACCUGCAGGCGGACGUCCUGGAGCUGCUGCUGGAGUUCGUGUACACGGGCUCCCUGGUCAUCGACUCGGCCAACGCCAAGACCCUGCUGGAGGCGGCCAGCAAGUUCCAGUUCCACACCUUCUGCAAAGUCUGCGUGUCCUUUCUGGAGAAGCAGCUGACGGCCAGCAACUGCCUGGGGGUGCUGGCCAUGGCCGAGGCCAUGCAGUGCAGCGAGCUCUACCACAUGGCCAAGGCCUUCGCGCUGCAGAUCUUCCCCGAGGUGGCCGCCCAGGAGGAGAUCCUCGGCAUCUCCAAGGACGACUUCAUCGCCUACAUCUCCAACGACAGCCUCAACACCAAGGCCGAGGAGCUGGUGUACGAGACCGUCAUCAAGUGGAUCAAGAAGGACCCUGCCUCCCGCGCACAGUACGCCGCGGAGCUCCUGGCGGUGGUCCGCCUCCCCUUCAUCCACCCCAGCUACCUGCUCAACGUGGUGGACAACGAGGAGCUGAUCAAGUCGUCGGAAGCGUGCCGGGACCUGGUCAACGAGGCCAAGCGCUACCACAUGCUGCCCCACGCCCGCCAGGAGAUGCAGACACCCCGAACCCGGCCCCGCCUCUCCGCAGGUGUGGCUGAAGUCAUCGUCCUGGUCGGGGGCCGCCAGAUGGUGGGGAUGACGCAGCGCUCCCUGGUGGCUGUCACCUGCUGGAACCCACAGAACAACAAGUGGUACCCCUUGGCCUCCCUGCCUUUCUACGACCGCGAGUUCUUCAGCGUAGUGAGUGCUGGGGACAACAUCUACCUCUCAGGUGGGAUGGAAUCGGGGGUGACGCUGGCCGACGUCUGGUGCUACAUGUCCCUGCUCGAUAACUGGAACCUCGUCUCCAGAAUGACGGUCCCCCGCUGCCGGCACAACAGCCUGGUCUACGACGGGAAGAUCUACACCCUGGGCGGACUCGGCGUGGCAGGCAACGUGGACCACGUGGAGAGGUACGACACCAUCACCAACCAGUGGGAGGCGGUGGCCCCUCUGCCCAAGGCCGUGCACUCCGCCGCGGCCACCGUGUGCGGCGGCAAGAUCUACGUGUUCGGCGGCGUGAACGAGGCGGGCAGGGCCGCGGGCGUCCUCCAGUCUUACGUCCCGCAGACCAACACGUGGAGCUUCAUCGAGUCCCCAAUGAUCGACAACAAGUACGCUCCCGCCGUCACCCUCAACGGCUUCGUGUUCAUCCUGGGUGGGGCCUACGCCAGAGCCACCACCAUCUACGACCCCGAGAAAGGGAACAUUAAGGCCGGCCCGAACAUGAAUCACUCUCGCCAGUUCUGCAGUGCCGUGGUGCUCGACGGCAAGAUUUAUGCGACUGGGGGCAUUGUCAGCAGCGAGGGCCCGGCGCUGGGCAACAUGGAAGCCUACGAGCCCGCCACCAACACGUGGACCCUCCUCCCCCACAUGCCCUGCCCCGUGUUCAGACACGGCUGCGUCGUGAUAAAGAAAUAUAUUCAAAGCGGCUGACGCCAGCGGGUGGCCCACACGAGACUGUGGACGCGCCGGGUGAGGCCAGUGCGUCUCACGACGACCAGCUUCCAGCAGCACCAGUAAGAGGCCGACAGACACAACCAAGGAACUCACUGCGCGAAACACCCGAAUCCUCUCUACAGUGAAUGUAGGAAAUCAUCCUUGCCUUUGGGGGAGCGGGGGCCCAGCGCCCCGAGACCGUGACCGCCCGCCCGCCCGCGAGCGGGGCCUGGGGCUCCGGCGGAGGAACUUGCUCUCAGCGGAGGCGCUCCCUCUGCCCGGUGCAAUAGAUUCUCACAUAUUUUUCAACUGGGAGAGAGAAGCUGUUUUUUUUCCUUCCCGCAGAGCAAGCGUGACCCCCAGGCCACCCUGGGUCAGUUGUCCUGUGACAAUAUUAGGCAUCGGGCUCUCUCGGAUAUACGAUCAAAGUGUCCUUAUCACUUUGAUUCCUGCUUUUUCCUUUUUAACCAGUCGACACUUCCAGUGGCCGAGAGAGGACAAGGGACAGUGCCGUGCGGCACGAGGUCUAGGAGGCGGCCGGUCCCCACCGGGGCCGAAGAGGUCCAGGCACCUGUGCUGCGGGGGCAGCUGGCGGGCCGCUGGGGGAGCCGCUGGGGGAGCCGUCCGUCCUUCCCAGGUUGUCCUACCACGUUUUCGGCGGAGAAGGACGAGAUGAUUGUGCUAGCUUUCUCUUAUCCAAUAUGAAUUAUUUAGAUUUCCAAGGCAUUUUCUUGAUAAACAAGAGGCUAUUUUUGAGUACCGAGAGGAGGAGGAGGCCACGAGAGGGAGAAUGCGGGAAUUCCCAAAGCUCUUUGUAGGUAGUGCCCGAGCGGGGGCGUUUGCUCUGAUUUUUCUACGUGCAGAAUAAAGGAUCUCUCCUGGGGGGGCGGGGGAAUGAACGCCCCCGUUUUAUUUUUAGAAAAAGUAACUCCCAGACAGCCGCCUUGAAAGCUGUGCCUCCUGGGGGUAUUGUCAAACAAAACAGUUCUGUUCUCCGGGGAAACACCUGUCCAGCUCCCUCCGUGAGGUACGGCUGAGGACCCAGGCCAGGCGGGACGGGCAGGAGAGAGGGAGGGAGGAUACAGGUCUACAAAGCACAGGAGACUAUUUUUGAUAUUUAUAGCUAUAUAUUCAGGCGCCUGCCAGCAGAGCUCUCAGGAUGGGGACAGCCUCCGCAGACGAGCCGUGACAGCCCAGGCCACGGGGUGCACGCAGGAGCGCACCCUUCUUGAGCGUGUGGUCCUGAGACAGGGGAGCCGGGACGGAGGUGGCACCGAGGCUCGCGCGCGGGGGGGCCUUCCCGCCGGUCUCCGACCCUCGGGCCUCACGCAGCGACCAGUUUCCCCUCCAGGGCGAGAAGGGUGCCGCCGCUCCUGCGCCGUUUUGUGGAAGUUGGUACCAAAUACGCAUUGACCAUUUUUAUACCUAGGAAGUCAACUCGCUGUCAUUCGAGGAUUUAAAAAAAAAAAAAAAAAAGAAAGGAAAGAAAAGGAAGAAAACAUUCACGCGGAGAAAAGGACAGGACAGGCCUCCCACCUCUCAGCAUCCGAUGACACGGGAAUUCCAGUUCUAGCACUUACGAGUGUGGCUCCCACUUGGACGCGAUGCCGAGCUUCGUUAUGCAGUUUUUAAUAUUAUUUAUUCUUUUAAAAAAGUAAUAAGCACAAAACUACAUACAUUGUAUGUCAUUUAAUGUAUUUAUGUCAAACAGGGUGCAAGUGUGAACCCAAGGACUGGAGCACAAGUCCCUAGCUGCCCGGGGCGGGGCCACGCUAGCGUCGGCGGCGAGCGCUGCCUCCAAAGGAGGUGUCGGCGGCCAGCGGGACUCCGCGCGGGGGACGCGGGGGCGCGGGGGCGCGCGCCCCUCCUCCUCCUCCGUCGCACUGGAGCAAAGCUGGCCGCGUCUGUGAAUGACACAAACAGGGUUCUCUGUAAUGGUAUUGUACAUAGUAUAUGUUUAUUGUUAAGUUCUUGUUAUAUUAUAAUAAAUAUAUUUAUAGAUCUAGA
Phyllostomus discolor (pale spear-nosed bat) is the source of this 5374-nucleotide messenger RNA. It is a transcript of the gene KLHL29, whose product is annotated as kelch like family member 29. Gene Ontology annotation, molecular function: protein binding. The record is from RefSeq and is a predicted model, not a curated record. Lineage: Eukaryota; Metazoa; Chordata; Mammalia; Chiroptera; Phyllostomidae.